Aethalodelphis obliquidens (Pacific white-sided dolphin) is the source of this 2924-nucleotide messenger RNA. RefSeq names its product protocadherin alpha-5-like. Gene Ontology annotation, biological process: homophilic cell-cell adhesion. NCBI's taxonomy places the organism in Eukaryota, Metazoa, Chordata, Mammalia, Artiodactyla, Delphinidae. The record is from RefSeq and is a predicted model, not a curated record. Gene Ontology annotation, cellular component: plasma membrane. Gene Ontology annotation, molecular function: calcium ion binding.
AUGGUAUAUUCCCAGAGAAGAGGUGCGGGAUCCCGGCGCCUGCUGCUCUCGCUUCUGCUCCUCGCAGCCUGGGAGGCGGGCAGUGGCCAGGUGCACUAGUCGGUCCCUGAGGAGGCCAAACAAGGCACCUUCGUGGGCCACAUCGCCCAGGACUUGGGGCUGGAGCUGGCGGAGCUGGUGCCGCGUCUGUUCCCGGUGGCAUCCAAAGGCCGUAGGGACCUUCUGGAGGUAAAUCUGCAGAAUGGUAUUUUGUUUGUGAAUUCUCAGAUCGAUCGGGAAGAGCUGUGCGGGCGGAGCGCGGAGUGCAGCAUCCACCUGGUGGUGAUCGUGGACCGGCCGCUGCAGGUGUUCCAUGUGGAGGUGGAGGUGAAGGACAUUAAUGACAACCCCCCAAGGUUUGCGACAAAAACAAACAUUAUUUUAGAGUCAAGAAUAGCGGAUUCGGGCUUCCCUGCGGAUUCUAGGUUUCCGCUAGAGGGCGCAUCUGAUAUGGAUAUCGGAAGAAACGCAGAACUGAGAUACAAGUUACAAGCUAAUGAAUAUUUUUACUUGGAUGUUAAAACAAAUGAAGAGGAAACAAACUUUUUAGAGCUAAUUUUGAAGAAACCAGUAGGUAGGGAAGAAACGCAAGAACAUCGUUUAUUGCUGAUUGCAAUUGAUGGAAGAAAACCUGAACUAACAGGUACAGUUCAGUCAUUGAUCAAUGUAUUGGAUGCGAAUGAUGAUGCCUCGGAAUUUGAUAAAUCAAUUUAUAAUGUCAGAAUACUGGAAAAUGCACCGAACGGGAUAUUAGUUAUUAAACUGAAUGCCUCAGAUGCAGGUGAGGGCAUUAAUAAGGAAAUAGUGUACCUCUUUAGUAAUCUUGUUCUUGACAACGUAACAUCUAAAUUUGUGAUCAAUCUAAUAGUGGGGAAAUAACAGUUCAGGGAAAGAAAACUGGAUUAUGAAGACUGUAAUUUAUAUGAAAUUAAUAUUGAUGCCGUUGAUAAAAGUCUAUUCCCAUUAAGACACUGCAAAGUAAUAGUGAAAAUCCUGGAUGAGAAUGAUAAUAGCCCAGAGAUGGUCAUAACCUCCUUAUCUCUGCCUGUGCAAGAGGACGCCCCACUGGGCACUGUCAUCGCCCUGAUCAGUCUGUCAGACCACGACUCCGGUGCCGAUGGGCAGGUGACUUGCACCCUGAUGCCUCAUGUCCCCUUCAAGCUGGUGUGCACCUUCAAGAAUUACUAUUCAUUGGUUCUACAUAGCGCCUUGGAUCGCGAGAGUAUGGCGAACUAUGAGGUGGUGGUGACCGCGAGGGACGGGGGCUCGCCUUCCCUGUCGGCCACAGCCAGCGUGUCCGUGGAGGUGGCCGACGUGAACGACAACGCGCCCGCGUUCGCGCAGCCCGAGUACACAGUGUUAGUGAAGGACAACCCGCCCGGCUGCCACAUCUUCACGGUGUCUGCGCGGGACGCGGACGCGCAGGAGAACGCGCUGGUGUCCUACUCGCUGGUGGAACGGAGGGUGGGCAAGCGAGCGCUGUCGAGCUACGUGUCGGUGCACGCGGAGAGCGGCAAGGUGUACGCGCUGCAGCCGCUGGACCACGAGGAGCUGGAGCUGCUGCAGUUCCAGGUGAGCGCGCGCGACGCGGGCGUGCCGCCUCUGGGCAGCAACGUGACGCUGCAGGUGUUCGUGCUGGACGAGAACGACAACGCGCCCGCGCUGCUGCUAUCCGGGCCGAGCGGCGGGGCGGGCGCGCUGAGCCAGCUGGUGGCGCGGUCGGUGGGCGUGGGCCACGUGGUGGCGAAGGUGCGCGCGGUGGACGCGGACUCGGGCUACAACGCGUGGCUGUCGUACGAGCUGCAGCCGGCGGUGGGUGGCGCGCGCAGCCCGUUCCGCGUGGGGCUGUACACGGGCGAGAUCAGCACGACGCGCGCCCUGGACGAGGCGGACGCGUCGCGCCAGCGCCUGCUGGUGCUGGUGAAGGACCACGGCGAGCCGGCGCUGACGGCCACGGCCACCGUGCUGCUGUCGCUGGAGGACAGCGGCCAGGCGCCCAAGGCCUCUUCGCGGGCGUCGACGGGCGCCGCUGGCGCGGAGGCCGCUCUGGUGGAUGUGAACGUGUACCUGAUCAUCGCCAUCUGUGCGGUGUCCAGCCUGUUGGUGCUCACGCUGCUGCUGUACACGGCGCUGCGGUGCUCGGCGCCGCCCAGCGAGGGCGCGUGCGGGCCCGGGAAGCCCACGCUGGUGUGCUCCAGCGCGGUGGGGAGCUGGUCUUACUCGCAGCAGAGGCAGAGGGUGUGCUCUGGGGAAGGGCCGCCCAAGGAAGAUCUCAUGGCCUUCAGCCCCAGCCUGCCUCAGGGUCCCAUUUCUACGGACACCGUGAGUCUCAAAACUCUUACAGCAAUUUUUCGUCAUGUCUUUAACAUGAAAUAUUUAAUAUUAUCCUCUAUCUUCUCUUUUUAUUUUAAAUUAUGGCUUUAUAAGUAAUUGUAUCCUUUUAGAUAUAAAUUCUCUUGGUACUAAUUCAUUUACUUAUAGUUACGCUUAAAAUUUAUUUUGUUUGAGAAAAUUGUUUUGCACUAUAGUGUUUAUUUCAGUAACAAUCCCCUUUUUAUAAGGUUUUAAAAGUUUGAGUUAAUGGACUAGUUUUCUGUGGACCGUAGAAAGUAUUUGCAGACUGAAAUUUUUAGUUGAACGUUUCAAUUUUCAAAUAUUAGUGUUGUAGUAAGAUACUUGUAAGAUACAUACUUGGCAUUAUUAUUUAUUGUCAAAGCCCCAUGUUGUAACUACAUAGAAAUAUUUAACAUCAUCGUGUCAAUUUGCCUUUUUUGUUCUCCAUAUACUGUCCAUUAUUUGAGUAUUUUUAUUACACAUAUUGAAUUAAGUUUUUCAGUAAUAUUUGUGCAUUGAAUGACUCUUUCAAGUCUGUUUAAAUGGUUGGC